Molecule: messenger RNA, 1422 nt
Organism: Drosophila miranda
Lineage: Eukaryota; Metazoa; Arthropoda; Insecta; Diptera; Drosophilidae
Exons: 5
Coding region: 622-1404 (260 amino acids)
Source: RefSeq, a predicted model, not a curated record
UCACCCCAUACAAAUUUGUAUUUUGUUCGAUUUCUAUCCCUACGCACCGCAAUCACUGCACGGAAGUCAAAUAUGUAAAAUCAAAUUCAUUGGCACUUUUCUUUAUUUUAGGCAAAAAUUGAAAUAUUUCUGCAUUCUAUAAAGAGUAAUCUGGUAUAGCUUUAAUUUGUGCAAGAUAAAUGCCCAACUGCUUCGCCGAUUCAAUGGAAUUUUGGGCAGCGGAGUGUAUAUCGUAUACACGUGAGCAAGACAGCAGUUAUUAGCAGAUAAAACAUUUGAAUGCUAACCAAUUAAAGCGAAAGAUAUUUUUAGAAUCACGCUCCGAGAGGGUUUCCCGUUGGCAGACCCAAAAGUAUGUGCUCGCCUGAUCCUGACUUGGACAUAAUCCGAAGGGAGUUGGAAUGUACUAAUUGAAUAUUGUAAUCCUAAGAAAUUAAAGAUUGUAAACUGGAUGUUCGAUUGUUCGGUUACAGUUUGAACUGAAUUAAACCAAUUCGGGGUGACCCAAAUUCCCUAUCUGGAUUUUAAUUAACAGCUUCUUGGCCACGCACCUUUCUUGGCUGCUUCUGGCCACCGCGGCCUGCCAGUCUAAUUUAGAAGUUGAAGAGUCGAGCAUCGAACAUGAGAUGCCAUUGGAUGUCGGAUGCUAUGAACAGAUCUUUGAACUUUCCGCAAUGGCAGUGUCUGGUGUGGUCCAUAAUGCACUGGAAAUUAGUGAGCUCUGCUCUAUUAUUCACCACAAACUCUGAAUUUGGGAUAUUUAUGGCUAUAUCGGUGCCCAUAGGCUUGCCGCAUCGGAAUGUGUUCUUGUCGUACAAUUACGAGUUCAAUUACUACCAGCCAGAGCAUGUCUACAAGUAUCCGCCUAUUCUGAUGGGCGACUAUCAGGACUCCUAUCUGACAUAUCCCACCUCGGGGCGUGGGGACAACGGCAGGCAUUGCCAGAACUGCACUGAGCGGAGGGAUCAGGAUGGUGAAACCAACAGCAACACCAGCAGUAACUCAACAACGGAAUCGGAAUCGGAAUCAACAUCAACGUCACGUGAAAAACGUUCCUUGUCGUUGAUGAGUCGCUCCAUAUUCUACUCAAUGAUAAGGGACAAGCUGAAAAGAUCGGGUUACCCUGCCCAGGCCUGUCUGCUGCGUACGAUAUGCGAGACGAAUGCCUCGCAGUUGGGCGAAGUCAACGGCUUCUUGGGCAGCCUAAUCCACAUCAUAUUCACUCCAAGCAGUUCUAAGGAUGAGCAUCUUCCCGAUGAGUUUUACCAGGCCGAGUGGGAUGGUCGACAUCAUCGGGAAUGCUCCAGCUACACCUCCAAUUGUGAGGCGAACAUCUUGGACCUGAUAUCCGUGCCCGUGGAGCAGACGCUGAGCGACAUUGUAAGUGGGCGUAGAAGAAAAUAAACUUGACUUCCAUCUGAA